UGGACAAAAGAAGUGCCAGUCAGCACACGCUCACCCUACUGCAUAACCAAAAUGUUGAAGCCAAGGAACUAUAAAAUGGGGGCAAAAUGGAGAAAGAGAAAGAAACAGCGACGAGAAAAAGACGCAAAGACAAACAAACCGGUGGCAAAACAAGAGAGAUGGCUCGCAGAAAGACUAGUGGAAGCAAACUCCUCAUGACGGUGUUGUAUAUGGUGGCAGCGUGCAGUGCCAUCCCCAUCAGUGACCUGCUGGACCGAGCCUCUCAGCGCUCUGACACACUGCACUCCCUCAGCACAACACUGACCCAGGAGCUGAUGGGCCCAGCGGCUCAGACCAUCUCCUUACUACCCUACAGAGGAGGCAAUGACAUCGGCCAGGACAAGAUUUCCAAAUUGACCAACUUCCAUUUCCUGUUGUCCUGCUUCCGCCGGGACUCGCACAAGAUUGACAGCUUCCUGAAAGUCCUCCGCUGUCGGGCGGCUAAAAUGCUACCUGAGAUGUGCUGAAGAGUGAGGCAGCCAGCUUGACUCUGAGGGGAGAUUUUUGACAAAGGAAAAUAUUCCCUAAAACAGGUUUAUACAUUCCAGGUAGGUGGGGGAGCAGCACAAUGAACCUAAAGCUCAUACACUUCCCCGUAUGUUUCCAGCUGGACAAUAUUGUGGUGACAAACUGAGGUAAAUCUGUGAGUUACUUCUCCUGUGACACUUCCUUGUCCUUGACACCCUCAAAGCCAAGCUGCCAAAGGAGCUUUGUGGAAAGCAGGUUGUGACAUAUGAAAUCCCUCCACUCUUCAAGUAAUUUGUCACACUGGGAUGCAAGACUUCAACGGAGAUGUGUGAUGACAAACUGCAGCAUUUGCACUUUAGAUUUUAAGACACCCCUUGACAGCAUUUUGAUAUAAAAUCUGUACAUCAAUAAAAGAGUAUCUCUUGCACA
Messenger RNA from Micropterus dolomieu (smallmouth bass), 936 nucleotides. RefSeq names its product prolactin-like. Gene Ontology annotation, molecular function: hormone activity. Lineage: Eukaryota; Metazoa; Chordata; Actinopteri; Centrarchiformes; Centrarchidae. Gene Ontology annotation, biological process: positive regulation of receptor signaling pathway via JAK-STAT; positive regulation of cell population proliferation; response to nutrient levels. The transcript is spliced from 4 exons. The record is from RefSeq and is a predicted model, not a curated record. Bases 87 to 506 code for a protein of 139 amino acids. Gene Ontology annotation, cellular component: extracellular region.